Fusarium coffeatum is the source of this 1449-nucleotide messenger RNA. RefSeq lists its product as uncharacterized. Lineage: Eukaryota; Fungi; Ascomycota; Sordariomycetes; Hypocreales; Nectriaceae. Gene Ontology annotation, biological process: transmembrane transport. The record is from RefSeq and is a predicted model, not a curated record. Bases 1 to 1449 code for a protein of 482 amino acids. Gene Ontology annotation, molecular function: transmembrane transporter activity. Gene Ontology annotation, cellular component: membrane. The transcript has 4 exons.
AUGUCCAAAGUCCAGAACAAGAAUGUGACCGAUGUUGAGGAGAAGGGUCACUGUGACCAUCUUGAGAAACAUGACACUCAGAUCUUCUCUUCGGUCGAUGAGACCGGCACCCAUAAGAAGGUUGAUCCGGUGGAGAUCAAGCUUGUGAAGAAGCUUGACUGGAUCAUUCUUCCUAUGUUGUGGAUCAUGUACUGGUUCAACUACCUCGACCGCAAUGCCAUCACCGUUGCGAGAUUGGACGGUCUUGAAGAAGAGCUCAAUCUCAGUUCUACAGAGUACCAAACUUGUGUGUCGAUCCUGUUUGUGGGAUACAUCCUUGGUCAAAUUCCGUCCAACAUGCUCAUGACACGGAUUCGACCUUCGCUUUAUAUGUCCGGCGCCAUGGCACUUUGGGCCGUGGUCAGUACCCUUACAGCCAUAUGCCACGACUUCAAGGGCCUCGUCCUGACACGAUUCUUCCUCGGCGUCACCGAAGCACCUUUCUACCCAGGCGCCCUCUACGUUCUGUCGAUUUUCUAUACCAAGAAGGAGAUUGCAACGCGAAUUUCUAUCCUCUUCACUGCCAAUAUCUGUGGAACUGCCUUUGCAGGACUCAUCGCUAUUGGUGUGUUUGAGAUGAGUGGCGUCGCAGGGCUUGCUGGUUGGAGAUGGCUCUUCAUCCUUCAGGGCAUCAUCACUUUUGUCAUCUCCAUUGGCUCAGCAUUCAUCUUGCCCGAUGAGCCUGGAAAUACAAAGUGGUUGACUGAGGAGGAACGGCAGCUGGCCCACGAUCGAAUCGCCGCGGAUACAGUCCAGAUUCGAACCAACACAACUACUUGGGCUGGUCUUCUCGACGCAUGCAAGGAUCCUCGCCUUUGGGUCCUUGUAUUUAUGCAACACUUCCACAUGGCUGCCAGUAACUUCAAGAAUUUCUUCCCUACUAUUGUUGGAACUCUCGGCUUCGAUCGCAACACUACUCUUGCUCUUACUUGCCCACCCUACAUUGUUUCGGGCAUUGUGUGCAUAGCAUGGGCAGCGAACUCUGGUCGAAUGAACGAAAGAACUUGGCACAUCACUGUUGCCAAAAUCAUGGCCGUCAUUGGCUUUGUACUAGCAUGUACCGUUCACAAUACAGGUGCCCGCUACUUCGCCAUGUGCGUUUUCGCCAGUGGAGUCUACGCUUGCAACAGUGUUAUUCUUGGUUGGGUCGCUAGUACUUGUGGUCAAACCAAGGAGAAGAAGGCCAUCUCCCUUGCCAUGGCAAAUACCAUUGCCACACUAGGACCUAUUUACACCCCAUACCUUUGGCCAAGCUCUGAUGAGCCCAUGUAUCCUGUCGCUAUGUCAAGCAGCGCUGCGUUCUCAGCUGCCUCGGCUGUCCUGGCUUGGGUGCUGCGUUGGAUGCUAAUUCGGGAGAACCGCAAGAUCCGAGCGUCGAACAACGAGGAGAGACUAUUUUACGCGUACUGA